AUGUCUUCCUACCUGGAGAAGCAGUCGGGCGCCUUCAAGGCCACGCUCGCGUCGGCAGCGUCCAAGCUCUCGAACCCGAUGAGCGUCAAGGCCGCCUCGCUCGCGCCCCCGUCGCCGUCGCCCUCAGCGGCGUCGGACGGCCUGACGCCGACGCCGACGGCGAAGCGCAAGCGGGACGCGCCGGCCGAGGUGUUCUCGCAGCCGCAGCUGACGGGCUACGGCGUGGACGUCAAGUCGCACAUGAAGUUUGCCGUCGACUUCCUCAAGGCGCGCGGCACGCCCAAGUCGAUGAAGGACCUGAUUGACCACCUGAGCGUGCGCAACACGUCGGACGAGCACAAGCAGGAGCUGGCCGAGGGCCUGCGCGGCCAUCCGCGCGUCGAGUGGAAGCCCGACACGAGCUUGAGCGAGCAGACGUGGCGGACGGGCACGUACAGCUACCGCCCCGUGGUCCCCGGCGUGACGGACGGUACGAGCCUGCUCGCGUUCCUGCAGCGCAAGACGGACGCCUCGAGCCUCGCGGUGCGCGACCUCAAGGACGGCUGGCCCGACUGCGAGGAGACGCUGGGUCGGCUAGAGCGCCAGCACAAGAUCCUGGUGACGCGUACGAACCGGGAGAACUUCCCGCGCCACGUCUGGCUCGACGACGCCUCGCUGCACCACAGCAUCCAGCCCGAGUUCCACGCCAUGUGGCGCCGCGUCCAGAUCCCGAGCAUCGAUGACAUGCACCGCAAGCUGUCGAGCGUGCAGCUCAAGCCCACGAGUGAGGACCCGCGCAAGGCGGCCGCCGCCGCGGGAAACAAGCCCAAGGUGCAGAAGAAGCGGGCGAGCAAGCGUGGUGGCAAGCAGACCAACAUUCACAUGACUCACCUGUUGCAAGAUUACAGUAAUCUGCGACGCUGA
This is a messenger RNA of Akanthomyces muscarius, 903 nucleotides long. RefSeq lists its product as uncharacterized. The coding region runs from base 1 to 903 and encodes 300 amino acids. The record is from RefSeq and is a predicted model, not a curated record. The transcript has a single exon. NCBI's taxonomy places the organism in Eukaryota, Fungi, Ascomycota, Sordariomycetes, Hypocreales, Cordycipitaceae. Gene Ontology annotation, biological process: transcription initiation at RNA polymerase II promoter. Gene Ontology annotation, cellular component: transcription factor TFIIE complex.